This is a messenger RNA of Cygnus atratus (black swan), 1503 nucleotides long. It is a transcript of the gene FRK, whose product is annotated as fyn related Src family tyrosine kinase. Gene Ontology annotation, cellular component: extrinsic component of cytoplasmic side of plasma membrane. NCBI's taxonomy places the organism in Eukaryota, Metazoa, Chordata, Aves, Anseriformes, Anatidae. Gene Ontology annotation, molecular function: ATP binding; signaling receptor binding; non-membrane spanning protein tyrosine kinase activity. The record is from RefSeq and is a predicted model, not a curated record. The transcript has 10 exons. Bases 1 to 1503 code for a protein of 500 amino acids. Gene Ontology annotation, biological process: cell differentiation; protein phosphorylation; cell surface receptor protein tyrosine kinase signaling pathway.
AUGGGAAACAUUUGUCGGAAGUACUUCACCUGUUUGAAACCCUGUAUCCCUUGCUUAUUCUCAGAAGCCAAAGAGAGUGAGAAAAAAAGCAAGCCCUUACCUCCGCUGCCUGGCCAGGAUCUGGUGAACAUUUGUAACUUUGUGGCACUCUUCAGCUAUGAGGCUCGCACAGAGGAAGACUUGAGCUUUCAAGCCGGGGAAAAGCUUGCAGUGCUGGAUGCAUCCCACGAGGGCUGGUGGUACGCUAGGCUCCUCCUGCCACCAGGGUCAGUCUCUCCUGGCCGCAAGCUCCAGGGCUACAUCCCUGCCAACUACAUAGCUGCUGACCAGAGCAUCGAAGCUGAGCCAUGGUUUUUUGGCCCAAUCAAGAGAGCAGAUGCUGAGAAACAGCUGUUGUAUCCUGGAAACCAGUCAGGAGCCUUCCUAAUUCGAGAAAGCGAGAGUCUAAAAGGCGAAUACUCCCUUUCAGUUUUAGAUGGUGAGUCUGUGAAGCACUACAGGAUCCGAAGUCUGGAUAAAGAAGGCUUUUUCCUAAGCAGACAGAAAGUUUUUAAAACUCUGAAUGAGUUUGUUUACUAUUACAGUAAGAACAGUGAUGGCCUUUGCGUGGUGCUUGGAAAACCAUGUUUAAAGGUACAAAUUCCUAAUACUUUUGAUUUGACGUAUAAAACUGUUGACCAGUGGGAGAUAGACCGAAAUUCUUUGAUAUUCGUUAAAAAAUUAGGAUCUGGUCAGUUUGGUGAGGUAUGGGAAGGACGGUGGAACAAUACUACCCCUGUGGCAAUCAAAACAUUAAAACCAGGUUCAAUGGAUCCAAAAGACUUUCUGAGGGAAGCACAAAUAAUGAAGAACUUGAGACAUCCAAAGCUUAUACAGCUUUAUGCUGUUUGUACCUUGGAGGACCCAAUUUAUAUUAUUACAGAGCUUAUGAAAUAUGGAAGUCUUCUAGAAUACCUUCAAAAGGAUGCAGGCUCCAAAAUCUUCUUGAAACAACAAGUAGACAUGGCUUCUCAGGUGGCUUCUGGGAUGGCUUACCUUGAAACCCAGAACUAUAUCCAUCGGGAUUUGGCUGCCAGAAAUGUUCUUGUUGGUGAACACAGUGUUUACAAAGUGGCGGAUUUUGGACUUGCAAGAGUUUUUAAGGUAGAAAAUGGAAAUAUGUGUGAAACCAGGCCUGAAACAAAACUUCCAGUGAAGUGGACAGCCCCCGAGGCAAUCUGCUACAACAAAUUCAGCAUUAAGUCAGAUGUGUGGUCGUUUGGAAUACUUCUCUAUGAAAUAAUGACUUAUGGAAAGAUGCCAUAUGCAGGCCUGUCAGGACACCAGGUGAUCCAGAUGCUGGACACGGGGUACAGACUGCCUAAGCCCAGGUCCUGCCCACAGGCUGUCUAUGAGAUGAUGAUGCAGUGCUGGAGCCAGGAGGCCAGCGAGAGGCCCACCUUCCAGGGCUUGUGCUGGCAGCUGGAGAGCUUCAUAGAGAAUGACAUCAAUUUUUCGAACUGA